Molecule: messenger RNA, 1416 nt
Organism: Arachis duranensis
Lineage: Eukaryota; Viridiplantae; Streptophyta; Magnoliopsida; Fabales; Fabaceae
Exons: 1
Coding region: 1-1416 (471 amino acids)
Source: RefSeq, a predicted model, not a curated record
AUGGCCCAAUUCACAACCCGAAUCACCAAAGCCAAACACCCCAUCAGCUUGCUGGGGGUCACGCAGAAGCAAGAAGAAUCUACAAGGAAAUACCUCGACCGCUUCAACGACGAAUGCCUGACGGUCGACGGACUCACGGACUCCGUUGCAAGCCUCUGCCUAACUAACGGGCUCAUGAAUGAAGAUUUUCGCAAACACCUCACUACUAAACCAAUGUGGACCAUGCACGAAAUUCAGAACGUCGCCAAAGACUACAUCAACGACGAGGAAGUCAGCCAGGUCGUCGCUGCCAACAAACGGCAGCACGCCGCUACCCAACACGGCAACCCGCCUCCACGUCACAAUCCACCACCCAAAGAGAACCAACGAGACCACCUUAGGCCAACCAACCGACCGCCAAGAAUAGGAAAAUUCUCUAAUUACACGCCCCUAACAGCACCAAUUACCGAGAUAUACCACCAAAUAGCAGAUCGAGGCGUCAUCCCCAGAGCCCGACCGCUCAAGGAAAGGACAGGAGGCAACAGAGCCCUCUACUGCGAUUACCACCGAGGUUACGGCCACAAAACACAAGAUUGUUUUGACCUUAAAGACGCCCUCGAACAGGCCAUACGAGACGGCAAACUCCCGGAGUUCGUCAAGAUCAUCAGAGAACCAAGGCGCGCCGACAGAGACAAGUCGCCAGAAAGAGAAGGGCGCAACCCGAGAACUCAAAAGCUACAUCCCAGGGAAAACCCCGAAGAAGACCCGACCAUCAUAGUAAACGUCAUCACAGGCAAGGACGUAUCAAAUAAAUCAAAACUAACAAUGAAAAAAGACCUCAAGAUAAUGGCCGUCAGACACCACGACCCAGUCACCACAGCCGACAGCACGAUAACUUUCUUGCCGGAGGACUGCCAACACGGCACCUCGGCCGAAGACGCCCCCUUCGUCAUAUCAGCCCGAAUCGGAACAGGACUAGUAAGAAGAAUACUGGUAGACACCGGCGUAGACUCCAACAUCCUCUUCCGAGGAGCUUUCGACAAACUCGGGCUCCGCAACGACAACCUCCAAACACACCGCCACGGUGUCACGGGCCUCGGAGACAACUUUCUCAAACCAGAUGGCUCGAUUACCCUUCCCAUCACCAUAGGAACAAGCAAUCAGAGAAAGACGAUCUUAUCCGAAUUCGUAGUCCUAAAAGACUCCACAGCCUAUAACGUCAUUCUCGGGAGAAAAACGAUCAACGACUUCUCUGCAGUUAUCUUUACCAAAUACCUCCUCAUGAAGUUCAGAACCGACGACGGCACCAUCGGAACCAUUCACGGAGACCGAGAAGUCGCAGCCGAAUGCGACAACAAUAGCCUAGCCCUAAGGAAAAAAUCCCGAGACGCGACCGGAAUAUUCCUUGCCGACCUAGACGCACGACUAGACGGCUAA